AGUGCGCAUGCGUUUGAAGGCGGUGCCGGGCGGGGAGCACACCCCUGUGAAGUGCAGGGCACCCUUUGGGCGGCUCCCGCCGGCUAGCUGGACAGCGGCGCGCGCCAGGCGUGGCUUCCUCAGUCGGUGGGCUAGGAUUGGGCGCAGCAGGUAGAAGGGGCAGGACCCUUCGCAGAAGGAGCUUAGCGAUUGGCCAGAACCUGGAGGGAGCGUGGUGUUGGGAGGCGGGGCGGAGGGGGACGGACAGGGCAGCUCACGACGCUGAGGUGGUGGCCGCGGCCCUUGAAUAAACACCAUGGCCGAGCCCCUGAAGGAGGAAGACGGCGAGGACGGCUCUGCGGAGCCCCCCGGGCCCGUGAAGGCCGAACCCGCCCACACCGCUGCCUCUGUAGCGGCCAAGAACCUGGCCCUGCUUAAAGCCCGCUCCUUCGAUGUGACCUUUGACGUGGGCGACGAGUACGAGAUCAUCGAGACCAUAGGCAACGGGGCCUACGGAGUGGUGUCCUCCGCCCGCCGCCGCCUCACCGGCCAGCAGGUGGCCAUCAAGAAGAUCCCUAAUGCUUUCGAUGUGGUGACCAAUGCCAAGCGAACCCUCAGGGAGCUGAAGAUCCUCAAGCACUUUAAGCACGACAACAUCAUCGCCAUCAAGGACAUCCUGAGGCCCACUGUGCCCUAUGGCGAAUUCAAAUCUGUCCCCUAUGGGGUCCCAGGCUACGUGGUCCUGGACCUGAUGGAAAGCGACCUGCACCAGAUCAUCCACUCCUCACAGCCCCUCACACUGGAACACGUGCGCUACUUCCUGUACCAACUGCUGCGGGGCCUGAAGUACAUGCACUCGGCUCAGGUCAUCCACCGUGACCUCAAGCCCUCCAACCUAUUGGUGAAUGAGAACUGUGAGCUCAAGAUUGGUGACUUUGGUAUGGCUCGUGGCCUGUGCACGUCGCCCGCUGAACAUCAGUACUUCAUGACCGAGUAUGUGGCCACGCGCUGGUACCGUGCCCCCGAACUCAUGCUCUCUUUGCAUGAGUAUACACAGGCCAUUGACCUUUGGUCUGUGGGCUGCAUCUUUGGUGAGAUGCUGGCCCGGCGCCAGCUCUUCCCAGGCAAAAACUAUGUACACCAGCUACAGCUCAUCAUGAUGGUGCUGGGUACCCCAUCACCAGCUGUGAUUCAGGCUGUGGGGGCUGAGAGGGUGCGGGCCUAUAUCCAGAGCUUGCCACCACGCCAGCCUGUGCCCUGGGAGACAGUGUACCCAGGUGCCGACCGCCAGGCCCUAUCACUCCUGGGUCGCAUGCUGCGUUUUGAGCCCAGCGCCCGCAUCUCAGCGGCUGCUGCCCUUCGCCACCCUUUCCUGGCCAAGUACCAUGAUCCUGAUGAUGAGCCUGACUGUGCCCCGCCCUUUGACUUUGCCUUUGACCGUGAAGCCCUCACUCGGGAGCGCAUUAAGGAGGCCAUUGUGGCCGAGAUUGAGGACUUCCAUGCAAGGCGCGAGGGCAUCCGCCAACAGAUCCGCUUCCAGCCUUCUCUACAGCCUGUGGCUAGUGAACCUGGCUGUCCAGAUGUUGAAAUGCCCAGUCCCUGGGCUCCCAGUGGGGACUGUGCCAUGGAGUCUCCCCCACCAGCCCCACCACCGUGCCCUGGCCCUGCACCUGACACCAUUGAUCUGACCCUGCAGCCACCCCCACCAGCCAGUGAGCCUGCCCCACCUAAGAAAGAGGGUGCCAUCUCAGACAACACUAAGGCUGCCCUUAAAGCUGCCCUGCUCAAGUCUUUGAGAAGCCGGCUCAGAGAUGGCCCCAGCGCACCCCUGGAGGCUCCUGAGUCUCGGAAGCCGGUGACAGCCCAGGAGCGCCAGCGGGAGCGGGAAGAGAAGCGGCGGCGGCGGCAAGAGCGAGCCAAGGAGCGGGAGAAACGGCGGCAGGAGCGGGAGCGAAAGGAACGGGGGGCUGGGGCCUCUGGGGGCCCCUCCACUGACCCAUUGGCUGGACUAGUGCUCAGCGACAAUGACAGAAGCCUGUUGGAACGCUGGACUCGAAUGGCCCGACCCCCAGCCCCAGCCCCGACCUCUGUGCCAGCCCCUGCCCCAGUGCCAACGCCAACCCCAGCCCAACCUGCCAGUCCUCCCCCUGGCCCUGUAGCCCAGCCCACUGGCCUGCAACCACAACCUGCGGGCUCCACAUCUGGCCCUGUACCCCAGCCUGCCUGCCCACCCCCUGGCCCUGCACCCCACCCCACUGGCCCUCCUAGGCCCAUCCCUGUCCCUGCGCCACCCCAGAUUGCCACCUCUACCAACCUCCUAGCUCCCCAGUCACUUGUGCCACCCCCUGGGUUGCCUGGCUCCAACACCCCAGGAGUUUUGCCUUACUUCCCACCUGGCCUGCCACCUCCAGACGCCAGGGAAGCCCCUCAGUCUUCCAUGUCAGAGUCACCGGAUGUCAACCUAGUGACCCAGCAGCUAUCUAAGUCACAGGUGGAGGACCCCCUGCCCCCUGUGUUCUCAGGCACACCAAAGGGCAGUGGGGCUGGCUACGGUGUUGGCUUUGACCUGGAGGAAUUCUUAAACCAGUCUUUCGACAUGGGCGUGGCUGAUGGGCCACAGGAUGGCCAGUCAGAUUCAGCCUCACUCUCAGCCUCCCUGCUUGCUGACUGGCUCGAAGGCCAUGGCAUGAACCCUGCCGAUAUUGAGUCCCUGCAGCGUGAGAUCCAGAUGGACUCCCCAAUGCUGCUGGCUGACCUGCCUGACCUCCAGGACCCCUGAGGCCCACAGCCUGUGCCUUGCUGCCACGGAAGACCUAGUUCCAAGAUACCCAUGGGAACAUUCUCAAAGGCUUUAGCCCUGGACCCAGCAGGUGAGGCUCGGCUUGGAUUAUUCUGCAGGUUCAUCUCAGACCCACCUUUCAGCCUUAAGCAGCCACCUGAGCCACCACCGAGCCAUGACAGGAUUGGGAGAUCCCGACUCCCCCUGUACAAUUCUUUUCAGUAUUAUAUUUUUAUUAUUAUUAUUAUGUUAUUAUUACACUGUCUUUUUGCCAUCAAAAUGAGGCCUGUGAAAUACAAGGUUCCCUUCUGCACCUGA
Piliocolobus tephrosceles (Ugandan red Colobus) is the source of this 3076-nucleotide messenger RNA. RefSeq names its product mitogen-activated protein kinase 7 (gene MAPK7). The transcript has 8 exons. Lineage: Eukaryota; Metazoa; Chordata; Mammalia; Primates; Cercopithecidae. Bases 296 to 2758 code for a protein of 820 amino acids. The record is from RefSeq and is a predicted model, not a curated record. Gene Ontology annotation, biological process: protein phosphorylation. Gene Ontology annotation, molecular function: ATP binding; MAP kinase activity.